Messenger RNA from Ricinus communis (castor bean), 1811 nucleotides. RefSeq names its product adenylosuccinate synthetase 2, chloroplastic. Lineage: Eukaryota; Viridiplantae; Streptophyta; Magnoliopsida; Malpighiales; Euphorbiaceae. The transcript is spliced from 4 exons. Gene Ontology annotation, molecular function: GTP binding; adenylosuccinate synthase activity. The record is from RefSeq and is a predicted model, not a curated record. Gene Ontology annotation, biological process: IMP metabolic process; 'de novo' AMP biosynthetic process. The coding region runs from base 57 to 1523 and encodes 488 amino acids. Gene Ontology annotation, cellular component: cytoplasm.
UUUGUCUUCUCUCUCUCUUUCCCUUCUCUCUCUCUCACUCUCAAUUUCUUUUCACUAUGAGCUUCACUUCUUCUCUGCGUCUGGACACAAACCCUAUCACUUCACCAAAGUGGGUCCACCGUCAGGUCCCUCUCCGUCCCCAUCGAAACUUCGUAGUAUGCUCCAUAAAGUCCCCCUCCACGCCGUCGUUGAAUUUGGCUACUGACUCGGCCAGCACUGACUCACUGAGUCGAAUAAAUUCAUUGAGUCAAGUAUCGGGGGUGUUGGGUUGCCAGUGGGGCGAUGAAGGUAAAGGUAAACUCGUCGACAUCUUAGCUCAACACUUCGACAUCGUUGCUCGUUGCCAGGGUGGAGCUAAUGCUGGUCAUACCAUCUAUAAUUCAGAGGGUAAGAAGUUUGCGCUUCACCUUGUUCCAUCUGGUAUUCUUAAUGAGGACACUCUUUGUGUUAUUGGGAAUGGAGUCGUGGUGCAUUUACCUGGUUUGUUUAAGGAAAUUGAUGGUUUGGAAUCUAGUGGUGUUUCAUGUACGGGAAGGAUAUUAGUAUCAGAUCGUGCUCACUUGUUAUUUGAUUUCCAUCAAGAAGUUGAUGGGCUUAGAGAAGCUGAGCUUGCUAAAUCAUUUAUUGGUACUACUAGAAGAGGGAUUGGACCUUGUUAUGCCAGUAAGGCAAUUCGUAAUGGUAUUAGAGUAAGUGAUUUGAGGCACAUGGACACUUUCCCCCAAAAGCUUGAUAUUCUAUUAUCAGAUGCUGCUUCAAGAUUUCAAGGUUUUAAAUAUGGCCCAGAAAUGCUCAGGGAAGAAGUUGAGAAAUACAAGAGAUAUGCAGAAAGGUUGGAGCCUUUUAUUGCAGAUACAGUGCAUGUCAUGAAUGAAUCUAUUGAACAGAAAAAGAAGAUUUUGGUUGAAGGUGGUCAAGCCACUAUGCUGGACAUUGAUUUUGGAACUUAUCCUUUUGUGACUUCUUCUAGCCCAUCAGCAGGUGGGAUUUGCACUGGUCUUGGUAUUGCCCCAAGAGCUGUCGGUGAUCUAAUUGGAGUGGUUAAAGCAUACACUACAAGGGUUGGCUCCGGGCCUUUCCCCACAGAGAUCUUGGGUCAAGGGGGUGACCUACUUAGGUUUGCUGGGCAAGAGUUUGGCACCACUACAGGUCGUCCGCGACGUUGUGGUUGGCUUGAUAUAGUUGCACUAAAGUAUUGCUGUCAAAUUAAUGGAUUUUCCUCUUUAAAUUUGACCAAGCUUGACGUUCUGUCGGAUCUUCCUGAAAUUCAGUUAGGGGUUGCUUAUAAACACGCUGAUGGUACACCAUUUAAAUCAUUCCCAGCUGAUCUUCGUCUGCUUGAACAGUUGAAGGUUGAAUAUGAAGUUUUACCUGGAUGGAAGAGCGAUAUAUCUUCUAUUAGAAACUAUGCAGACUUUCCAAAAGCUGCACAACAAUACGUGGAGAGAAUAGAAGAGCUUGUCGGUGUCCCUGUCCAUUAUAUUGGUGUUGGGCCCGGACGUGAUGCUCUCAUAUACAAGUAAUUCAACUGUUAUUUCACUCAUUUUGAUAUCAACUGCAACAUUUUAACAUUAUCACUUUCAAGGAACAUUUUUGGCCAGAACAAACAAUUUUUAAUUAGGUGAAGUGAAUUAGCUAUCCAAUUCAUGCUUUCCAUUGGGAAUUUACUUUGAAUUGGAUGUUUUCAUUUGUUAAACCAUUAGGAGAUCUCAGUGGGGUUAUUGUUUGUUUAAUGCUAUGUGGGAAAAGAAAUUCAGUUCCAGUUAUUUUUGGAGUGCUAUAAUAUAGUUAAGCACCAAUUUUUGUUUUUA